AUGCUCCUCCCAACCCUCCUCGCCCUAGCCGCCUCCGCCACAGCCGCAGUCCACUCCUCCCACCCCCACUCCCACCUCCACCACCGCGACCACGACGCCUCCCUCGCCAAACCCAAAAAAUUCGGCGCCGAAGGCUUCUACAAACAACAAUGCCUAACCCACCACAACAUCCACCGCCAAAACCACUCAGCAUUAGCCCUAACCUGGAGCGACGCCCUCGCCUCCACAGCGCAGAAAAUCGCCUCGACCUGCAAAUUUGAGCAUGACGUUGAGAUGGACGGCGGUGGGUAUGGUCAGAACAUCGCGAGUGGGAUCGGACAGGAGAAUGUGUCGGCGGUGAUUACGGAGUUGUGGUAUAAUAAUGAGAUUGGCGAGUUUGGGGAGCAGUAUGGCGUGGGGAGUCCUAGUGAGGAGAAGUUUGAGCUUUGGGGGCAUUUUUCGCAGGUGGUGUGGAAGGGGAGUAGGGAGGUUGGGUGUUGGACUGAGCAUUGUCCUAAUGGUGUGGAGCUUGCUGAGGAUACGUUUGAUUAUACUGUCUGCAAUUAUGGUGGUCCUGGCAAUGUGGAGGGCGAGUAUGCGGAGAAUGUUGGUGCGCCGGUGGGGAUGACGACGGAGAGCUGGAGUUAUACGCAGUAG
Molecule: messenger RNA, 636 nt
Organism: Fulvia fulva
Lineage: Eukaryota; Fungi; Ascomycota; Dothideomycetes; Mycosphaerellales; Mycosphaerellaceae
Product: putative pathogenesis-related protein
Exons: 2
Coding region: 1-636 (211 amino acids)
Cellular component (GO): extracellular region
Source: RefSeq, a predicted model, not a curated record